Meloidogyne enterolobii is the source of this 486-nucleotide messenger RNA. Lineage: Eukaryota; Metazoa; Nematoda; Chromadorea; Rhabditida; Meloidogynidae. The record is from the annotation of a GenBank genome assembly.
UGUAAAAGCAUUGGACCUUGAAAGGCCAAAAAGGGUGUUAAAAUUUUUAAUUAAUAAAUUUCAAAAAAACCUAAAAAUGAGUAUUUUAUGCGAGAAGAAAGAAUUUGUUUUUCAUUUAGAGGAAUAUGAUGAUUAUUAUUCAACUAUAUAUUUUGAUCAGAGAAUUUGUCCGAAUGAUAAAUAUUUGCUUAAAGUAGAGGAAAAUGAAUUCGAUAUUGUAGGUUUUUGGUGGAUUAAAAAUGAGAAUCCAAACUUCAAUCUCGAACCAAGAAAGUUAUAGAUUGGGUUGACCAUUUCUUAAGGGUGUUGGGAUUUUUUUCAUAAAGCAGCUUUCAUUAUUUAAGAAAAAUAAAUUGUUUAAAAUAAUAUUAGAAGCUUGACUUCGAUUUUACAACAACCUCUUUGCCGGAAAUAUAAAACUAAUAAAUUAAAACUAAAAUUGCGUUAUCCCUUAAGAGUGUUCACAAAAAUGUUACAUGUGCGUAU